GUAUGUCCAAACGAAAGCACAUGUAGAAGAAGAGCUACUUUGAUCACGUUUCUACUGUGUCUGGGUAUAUGAAGUUGUUUUCUGGUUCAAAAUAAGGUUGUCGUCGACGGUGUUGGGUUGCCAUGGCAUCACGAGCAGGGCCUCGCGCCUCAGGAACAGACGGCAGCGACUUUCAGCACCGCGAGCGCGUGGCGGCACAUUAUCAGAUGAGUGUGGCCCUGAAGUCUGAGAUCAAGAAGCUGAACAUCGCUCAUGCAGUGGUCUGGUUUCUUAUAGCAGCACAGGUGGUGGUCAGCCAGCUGAACCUGGUGUCCCAUAAAGUGGUGGCCUCUCCGUACCAAUGGGAGUACACAUAUCUUUUGAGCAUCAUACCUACAGUCUUCAGCUUCAUGGCUUUGCCGAAAAACAACAUCAGUUACCUGGUCAUCUCAAUGAUCAGCGCCGGCCUUUUUUGUGUGGCUCCUAUUCUUUAUGGAGGGAUGGAGAUGUUUCCUGUGGCUCAGCAGCUUUAUCGCCACGGCAAAGCUUAUAGGUACAUCUUUGGCUUCUCUGCCGUGUCUAUAAUGUACUUAGUCUUGAUUAUUUCAGUUCAAGUACAUGGCUGGCAGAUCUACUACAGCAAAAAGCUGCUGGACGCCUGGUUCACCAACACACAAGAGAAAAAGAAGAAAUAAGAAACUGCUGGAGAGUAGAUGUCUGUCAGCUUCUUGUUUGUGUCUUUGUUUCCUCCUCCUGAGGGCUUUUUGGUCACAUACGUUUUUAUGAUUACCUGACUAACUAAUUUGAGCCUAAGAAGAGAUCAGAUUUGUUAAACCAGGAUCUUCUGUUCUUCUCACCCACUGGCUCUCGGCCCAGAUUCUGAUUAGGUCUGAACUGCUGCCUUUGUAAUCUCUGUCUGUCUCCACCAUGUUUUCCUCAUGCUGUUUAACAGAUCCUGUACCUCCACAAGGGA
Rhinichthys klamathensis goyatoka is the source of this 952-nucleotide messenger RNA. RefSeq names its product jagunal homolog 1b (gene jagn1b). The record is from RefSeq and is a predicted model, not a curated record. Bases 123 to 674 code for a protein of 183 amino acids. The transcript has 3 exons. Gene Ontology annotation, cellular component: endoplasmic reticulum membrane. Gene Ontology annotation, biological process: vesicle-mediated transport; endoplasmic reticulum organization; granulocyte colony-stimulating factor signaling pathway. NCBI's taxonomy places the organism in Eukaryota, Metazoa, Chordata, Actinopteri, Cypriniformes, Leuciscidae.